AUGCCAGAGACAAAGACCCUCAGCGCCGAUUCCUCGCCGUCAGCACCCACACGGGCGCUGAACGUGACGGUAAUUUGUCCCGACUGCCGCAACCCGACACCCAACAUAGUGGAGGAGUUCGCCUCGGGCGACCUGGUGUGCGGCGACUGCGGGCUGGUAUUGGGGGACCGGAUCAUCGACACGCGGUCCGAAUGGCGGACGUUUGCCAACGAUGAGGGCGACGACCCGUCACGCCGCGGGGCGGGGACGGCGGGUCAGGGGCUGGCGCGCGACCUGAACCGGAUCCACGGCCGGUCAACGGCGCAGCGGCACGAGCGGAACCUGGUGCAGGCGUACAAGGAGAUAUCGGCGCUGUGCGAUGCGUAUGACCUGCCCAAGGUGAUCGGGGACGUGGCCAAGCAGCUGUACAAGAAGGUUGAGGACGAGAAUCUGCAGCGCGGGAAAAACAACGACGCCAUUAUUGCUGCAUGCAUUUUCCUGGCCUGUCGCCAGGAAGGCGUGCCGCGGACCUUUAAGGAGAUCUGUGCUUUGACCAAGGGCGUCACGUCGUCGGAUGACUUGAUUUUGCGCUUCUGCUCCAACCUGACCCUGGAUAUGGAGACCCAGCGCAUCGCUGAGCUGCUGAGCCAGAAGGCCAAGGAUAUGGAUAAGAUUGCGGGCAAGAGCCCGGUGUCUAUUGCCAGCGCGUGCAUUUACAUGGCCUCGCACCUGACUGCCAAUCCAAAGGACGCGAAGGCCAUCUCCAGCAUUGCUGGCGUUGGCGAGGCUACCAUCAAGACCACAUACAAGAUCCUCUAUGCCAACCGCAAGCAGCUGGUGACCCCCGACAUCCUGGCCCGCAGCUCCAAGGCAUCGCUGGACAACCUCAUCACCCCAUAG
Molecule: messenger RNA, 879 nt
Organism: Linderina pennispora
Lineage: Eukaryota; Fungi; Kickxellomycota; Kickxellomycetes; Kickxellales; Kickxellaceae
Product: cyclin-like protein
Exons: 3
Coding region: 1-879 (292 amino acids)
Biological process (GO): transcription preinitiation complex assembly; transcription initiation at RNA polymerase II promoter
Cellular component (GO): nucleus; transcription preinitiation complex
Molecular function (GO): TBP-class protein binding; RNA polymerase II general transcription initiation factor activity
Source: RefSeq, a predicted model, not a curated record